Messenger RNA from Manduca sexta (tobacco hornworm), 4300 nucleotides. RefSeq lists its product as uncharacterized. The record is from RefSeq and is a predicted model, not a curated record. Lineage: Eukaryota; Metazoa; Arthropoda; Insecta; Lepidoptera; Sphingidae. Bases 52 to 3615 code for a protein of 1187 amino acids. The transcript has 4 exons.
CCACUACCGAUCGUGCCCUUACCGCUGACCCCAGAGCUGGAGAGACCUUCGAUGGACAUCCCAAAACCACCAGACCCUUACAUACCAGAGGAGCCAAAUGUCUUCGAAAAGCCAUUUUUACCACCAAAACCCAUUCCUCAUUCGCCAAAAAUAUCCCCAUCAUCCAUCCCAAAUCCUAGUCCAAGCGUCACAACCAACAAACCUAUUGAAUCAGGGUAUCCAAAUUAUGGUGGGUACUUGUAUUCGAUACCAGGGUAUUCCGCUUUCCAACCAGUAUCGUACCCUCCAGUAGUGCCACCUCAACCUGAACCUAAUAUGUCUAAGGAUUUCGCACCAUUCCCAACUUCUAAAGAUCAGGAGGCUGAAAUGACUGAGGAGAUUAAAGAGAAACCGCAGACCGACUUCGAAGAACAUUUCACACCAGAAAUAAUCCCGGCAGCAUCAGCAUCGGAUGUAAACCAGACUGAAUCCAAAAUGAGCAUAACUUCGCUCGCACAGGGGUCGGGGGCGACUGUCACCAUACCGUCGCAACCAGUUGCUAAUAUAUCCACAAUUAACAAAGAAAUUAAAAAGAAGCCAGAACGCUUCAGUCUCAAAACAAGUAUACCUAUUAGUAAGAUCGAUAUGAAAUGCGUUACUCAACCAAUGAACCCGUCCGACACUUUAUUUCAAACUCCUAAAAAGCCGUCUUCAUAUAAUCCAAUGUUCACGAAAGAAUCUGGACCUAAAAUCGAGAUACAGAGCAAUAUCGUAAUAAAGUCGGCUAACAAAGACCCUGACGUUCGAUCUGAAGUACGACAAGAAAUCCGGCCAGAUCCGCUACCAGAAAUACGACCGGAUAUGCGACCAGAUUUGCGAACAGACAUUCGAACUGAGCUUCGUGCCGAAAUGCGAUCGGAACUGCGCGCUGAAAUACGACCGGACUUGAGGCAAGAAAUACGAUCGGAUCUAAGGCCCGAAGGACGACCAGACAAGCGUCCAGAUAUACGGGCCGAGUUGCGAUCAGAAAUAAGACCAGACCUACGGUCAGAAAUACGUCCAGAACUGAGGCCAGACAUUAGACCUGAACCUAAAAAUAUUCCCACUACAAGUAACAGCAUCACUACGCUUAUAAAUGCAGCUGAAGUUAUAAAUAAAAACGAAAACCAGUUUAGGAUUCCUGAUCCACCGCCAGACUUGCCAAAUGAUGCAAAGGAUCCAGUGCUGCAACCACGGCCUCUUUUUAACCCGCUUAACAUCGAAAGUAAAGUGAAUUUUCCCAACAAACCAGGAGAAAACUUUAACGAUCAGAAAAAUCAAAUAUUGCUUAUUCAAAACAAGCCCUCGAACUCAAAAAUGUUGCUCACCAUCCAGCAACAAAAUCCUCAAGUGUUAUUGCAGAGAACUAAUUUCGAUCCAAAAAACCUGCAAGCUCCUUCACGAUUGUCAAAUCAAAGCAAAAAAUGUAAAGAGGAAUUGAAUGAAAACACGCCCUCGAAGGUGGUCGCAUUAAAACGACUCCACCAGGAAAAUUGCGACGAGAAUGAUUUUGAAAAUUUGAUUACGGAAAAUCAAAUUUAUGGCAAUAAGAUAGUCGUGAAGGAGAAGUCCCAAGGAACGCUGCAGGAGCAAGAUUUAAAGAAAUCAAAAACAUCCGACAAACAGACGCAACAAGAUUCAAAAAAUGUUGUGUUACAACCAAAUUUUUUAUACGUAAGUAAUGUACAGUUCCCGGCAAACUUAAUGAUGAUUAAGAACAAUGGGAAGGUAAAUCAAAGUGCCGAAAGCAAUAAAAUGAAAGUAACUCAAAACGAAAAUAUAGUAACAACAGAGAUAAUAACGAACAGCCCCGACGUAACGCCGACCGCCAAAACCCAAAUACAAAACGUGAAUCUGAGUAAAGACCUACACGUGUUGAAGUCUAACAACAAUGUGAUACAAACAAUAUCCACAAAUAACAAGGACUUAGUGCUUCAGCCGAACCAAAAAGUUAUAAUGAACCCACAAAUCGUGUAUCAAAUGCCGAUGAUUGUCGAAUCAGAUAAUAAAAUAAACCAACCAACAUUAAUAAACAGAGAAUACCCAAUAAUACAAAAGCCAGAACAAAAACAAUUUGAGCAAAGUAAAAACGAUAAAGUGUUCAUAUCUUGCCCGUAUCAAGUUGAUUCUAAAUUGCAACCGAAAAUAUUUAUAACAAACAUAAGGCCGAAAGUGAGUAAAGUGGAAGAAGUGAGUUCGUUGGACUUAUACGAGAAAAGGAAGAGAUUGAGACGAUUGAAGUACCUUUCGAACCGCGAGUUUACUGCGAAGGAUGUUAAGAAGGACAAACCCGAUGGACUGAAGAAUAUAAUAACACCGGAUAAAAUGACUGCUGAAAUUUACAAAGAGUUUUCGAAUACAAAAAAGAAGAUUGAUGAGGGAAGCAGCGAGAGCAGUAGUGAUUACGGUGAAGACGAUCUUAAUGAAUACGCUGCUAUUAUAAAAGAAUACUCUGUAAAGACUGAUAAAGAAGAUGGUAAGGUUGAGUUUCUAGCGGGACUGAAGUUGGCCACACGUGACGCAUUCAAAGAUAAAAAGAUGGAGCUUCAAGAACGCAUUUUGAGGCUUGACUCAGUGGCGUCAGCAUACGUAUCAGCUGGAAGACUCGACAGACUUGCCCAGGACUCAGCGCUUCCCAUCUCCUCGCCACCACUGGUCACCCGAACCCCUGACAAGACUCAAUCGCCUGAGCCCCAGGAUGUCAUCUCCUUGCAUAAGAAGCAGAUGUUUCUGUCGCAAUUGAGGCUGGCGCAAGUCACAAACAAAUUUAAAGAAGAUUACGAAAGAACAUGGCGAGAGAUACUAAAAGAGAGGAAAAGGAGGAACGGCGUGACAGACGUAGAGGAGAACGUAAAGCAACGCAAGAUCCUGGAUCUGGACCCCAACAGCCAGCUCCAAUUGCUUACUGAAAUAAAGAACUCCGUCAAUGAGAAUAAUAACCGCAUCAAAAAGCACCUCGACUCUAUCUGCAGUGACAACGAAGACAGCAUCCGCGUCCUUGCCGAAAAGAACUUCUCAGAACUUAACAGACUGUCCAAAAUGGCUGACAGGAGCGUCAAACUGUUCAGCGGGCAGGACAUGAAGAAACGAGACCUGAACCCGGGGUUUGAUAGCGAAAACAUUCAAAAAGCCAGCGUAAUCGAAAAAUAUCAGCCCCCGAUAAAUAUACCUAGCAUUUCGAAGAUAAUUUCUUUGAAAUCGACGCAGGAGACGUGUGCAGUUGCGUCAAGUCAAGCGACGUCUAUGGACGAGCCGCAGAACUCAGCAGCUGGGGUGUCGGAGAUGUUCCAAGACAACGCCAAUGAGAAGACACGGGACUACGGCUGUCAGGUGGAAGAGUCGUGGCCGGGAUUGGAAGCCAUUAUAAAGAGCUACAGGGACUUUGACGCAGCACGAAGACGAGAGAUGGCCGACUUGCAGCGUCGCAACACGAAUCUUCGUGUAGAAUGUGCGCACGUGACCCGAUCAGCAUCCAGAGAGUCAGACAGAGCGCGGGCACUCCUCGCCGAACGUCAGAACCUCGCCGUGGAGGAGAACAACCUGCGCACCUCGAUACAGCGACUCCGCGCCGCCGUCGAGGCCAUCACCAACUCGUGAACUUCAUAAAAUUAUUCAAAUUAUGCAGCAUUCAGCUUGGUGACAUCAGUUAUGAUGGGGAGAAGGAUGGUCAGGAUAGAGAGAGAUAGGACAAAGGUAAUUAAUGUCAUGAAAAUGUAGGUAACUCGAUGAAUAUUAUUUUAUAUUCGUCACUUUACUGAGGUACUCUAGCUUCUAUUGUACUUACAUAUAACGCAUGUUUAAAACUAAAACAGUGGUGCCCACUUUUCCAUUUCUGGCGUAAAAAACACACAGAUCAUAUAAAGAAUAUACAGUGAGGAAAUCACGUUCCACUCCCUUAUUAUGUACCGCUUGGGGCAUUGGACCUUCCCUCUCCAAGCUACACCACUGCCUUAACAAUGAUAUCUUCUCUACAUUUUUUGAGAUAGUCAAUUAUGAUUGCUUAUGUAAUAAUAUAUCAAAAUAUUACGUGAAAUUUUACAACGCCUUCACGACUGUAUAGUUCCCUUAGAGGUAGGCAGCAACAUGUGCUGCCGCGUAAGUCUAUUCUUGAUUUACAAUCCACCUUACUAUUGUAUAUUUUAACCACGAUAAACUAGUGACUAUACGAAUAUUAACAGAUAGUGAUGUAAAUACUAUUAAAUGUUUUUUUAUUAUCGGAAUCCUAUGGCCCUAUUAUGAUACCAAGGAAUAUAAAGUAAUAAUAACAAUAUCAGCACUGUAU